Mesorhabditis spiculigera is the source of this 555-nucleotide messenger RNA. Lineage: Eukaryota; Metazoa; Nematoda; Chromadorea; Rhabditida; Rhabditidae. The record is from the annotation of a GenBank genome assembly.
AUGUGGCUGGGUUUGACAGCGAUAUUUGGAUUGAUGCGGAUGUCGGAUGCGUUGCAAUGCUACUACGAAGACCUCGGCGAGAAUAAUAUCACGGGAGCGCCCACAUGCGAGGGCGACGUGUGCCUCCGUUGGUUGGCCGGUCCGCCCGAAUCAUCAUGGGAGAUGGCGGCCUGUAUCAGCGGAAAGAAAUAUCUGAAGUUGGGUUGCGAAUACGAUGAUGUCACGUCGGAGAUACCUCGAUAUUUCUGUGUCUGCAAUACGACAAACUGCAACGCAUCCCCACCCACAUUUACCACAAACGAAGCGGGAGCAGUUCUGGUGGCGGUGUUGGAUAAUGUUUCCCUACCAGUCCACACACGACACAUUGUCCAAUGCUACAAUAAGGGCGGCUGGAGUGGCGAUGAGGAUAUUCACAACGUGUCGUCAGCUUGCGUACAAGAAAUACAUUACUAUCCGCUGGAGAAUGGUGGCGGUAGCGAGAUGAACAGCUACCUACUGGGUGGCGAGCGGUCGGUAAUGUUUGGGCAGAACAUGGCGGCGGAACCCUGGAGAAUG